UUUACUUAAAGAUAUUGUGGCCAAGUUUAAAGCAUAAAAUUUUGAGAGAAAAAAUCUUAAUUAAUUGAAAAAAGAAACGAUUUGAAUGGCUGUCACCAAAACACUAAUCAUUUACUUGUCGACGUCUGCAGGUGGUAUCUUUCUUUGCUUCGUUGCUUUGGUAACACCUGGGUGGAUUUCAGUUCAGGAAGGUGGUUUAGCCGGUGUAUUUUACAUGUGUGCUUACCGUUCUGGUCAAUGCUCUGCAUUUCUUUACGACGAUAUCGCUACGGAAUGUGAUGGACUAAUCCACAUUCAUUUGAUAGAUGCACAACUAGCCGGUGUUCUUGGUACCGUACUUGGUGUAGUUGGUUGGUUGGUUCUUUUGGUUUAUGCAAUUUCCAAAGAGUCAUCUGCCUCUUUGUUUGUUACAAGCGGUAUUAUUCUGCUUGUUGCAUCAACAUUCGAAUUUUUCCUACUGGUUAAAUUCAUUGUUGUCAACGUCGUCUUUUUCAAGAAAGCGGAAUGGGCCCAGUUUGGAUUUCCUUUCUCUAUGAUCAUUUCCAGCUCUGGCCUUGUACUUAUUAUGUUUACUGUCGUGAGGAUUUUCAUUCGUAAUAAACAAAUGAUAAACAAUUGCAAUUCUAUGGCAAUAGUUAAUGCGCGUGCCAUUACCACUGAGCCUUCCACGUCACUGGUUUGAAUGAAGGAUAAUCCGCUCCAUAAGUAUGAAAUGUCCCAUUGUGCCUUUGUAGUAACUCUGAAUUUAAAUGCUUUAUAACU
This is a messenger RNA of Saccostrea cuccullata (small rock oyster), 762 nucleotides long. RefSeq lists its product as uncharacterized. Lineage: Eukaryota; Metazoa; Mollusca; Bivalvia; Ostreida; Ostreidae. The transcript has 5 exons. The record is from RefSeq and is a predicted model, not a curated record. The coding region runs from base 86 to 682 and encodes 198 amino acids.